Molecule: messenger RNA, 2553 nt
Organism: Ceutorhynchus assimilis (cabbage seed weevil)
Lineage: Eukaryota; Metazoa; Arthropoda; Insecta; Coleoptera; Curculionidae
Source: the annotation of a GenBank genome assembly
CAAAAUUUUAGACACUCAAUUCAAUAGAUGAUUUAUUGAAAAAUUCUUACUGGGCAAGGAAACAGCCUAGUUUUGUUAAAAUACAAUAAUCUUGUAGAAAGGAAACCAUCCAAGAUAGUCGCGUUUCAGUUGUAUUUAAUUCUAGCUCAUGCUUCAAAAAAGUAACGUUGUUAUUUCUUAAAAAGAAAAAUCGAAAACUUCAAAUUUUUGUUUUUUUAUAAGCUUCAAGAAAAAGUUAUUCAGAGCUGUUUCGGUAAAAUGUAGCGUUUCAUAAUGAUCUUUUUCUCUAAUGAUGAAAAAUAAUCAAAUAACUUCUUUUUUCUGUUGAAGAACGAUCAGCUGCUUACGCUUACCAUGUUUCCAUGAGCUCGAAGACCGGUGUGUGUAACACUUCGGCGUUUAAGACUCCAAAAAAGAAGAUUAUUCGAAAUUCACAGCCUUCUUCUGAAGCUGUAGUAGUGGGACGAAGAAGUAAUUUGGGCGAGGCGUUAAAGGCGAAGGGAGUAGACCAGAAAUUACCUUCAAAAUACGAUCAUGGUAGGACGAUUCCACAUUUUGAAGUGAGGUUAUCUAAAUCGAAUCCAUUUCGAUUAUUCUACAUCGGACCACAACCGAAUAGUGUGACAUUGCAGGAUAUUUUGAGCAAAGACCACAUAUCGGCUUUGCUCAUAAUAAACUAUAUUGUCGAUGUCAAAUGGAUCAGGGACCAGUUAAGUUCAGCCUCGCAGCGUACGGACGAUAUAACUAUCGUAGCAAGCGUGCGGGCUGACUUAGAUGGUAGUAUGCCACAUCCACAGGAUCCUGAAGGCCUUAAGUUUUUUAAUGUGAGGUCAAUGCCAUAUAAAUUUGGCACCCAUCAUGCCAAAAUGAUAAUUAUUAAGUACGACCACGGUGGCGUCAGGGUCGUGGUUACCACGGCAAAUAUGAAGGUCGAUGACUGGAAUUUGUACGUCAACGGAUUAUGGGUGUCUCCACUUUUGUCACGAUCCGAGGACGGGAGUGGCAAUCCCGAUUCUGCAACUAAUUUUAGGAAAGAUUCAGUUCUAUUUCUUAGAACGUAUGAAAUGUUUUCUCACGACCAGCCAUUUAGGCUAAUUACUCGAUGGAUGGAGGAAAUUAGUAUUUUAAAUUGCGUAGACGUCAAUGUUUAUUUUGUCGCUUCUGUACCAGGCAAACACCAAACAGAUUUGGAGGAUUGGGGACAUUGCAAGCUCAGAAAAAUUCUAAUUUCCCACAACAAGCUUUGCCACACGACAGCAUCCCAAAGUCAUGUCGUUGCUCAGUGUUCGGCUAUUGGGAGCCUUGGCGGACGUGAUCCUGGCUGGCUGUCAUCUGAUUUUUUGAGAAGCACUGGUGCUAGUGGAAGUUUAUGCAACUUCCAUUUAAUAUAUCCGACAGCCCAGUACGUUCAGAAUUUCAUUUAUUCCGCUGGAUCAGGUGCGUCGACUCAAGCUGACAAUCAAACAUGCCUUUCUUAUUCUCGGGCCGUGCAUGCUGAGCAGUCUUGGUUGACUAAGUAUUUGUGUAAAUGGGUGCCUGCAGAUAGCAUAAAGAUGCCCGCCAUUCCACAUUUGAAAACUUACGCCAGCGUCGAUUCCGAGAUGAGACGUGCAAAUUGGUUUCUGUUGACCAGUGCCAAUAUGAGCCAAGCAGCUUGGGGAAGCAAUUCGUUGGACCAAAGUACCAGUUUUAUAAAGAGUUUUGAGGCCGGCGUUUUAUUUAUCCCAGAAUGUUGUACGGAUAGUGAGAGUUUCUCGUUGGUCGACUCCGAAGAUGCCGAUCAGCAUUUUCUACAGUUACCGUACAAAUUGUUGUUGAGGUAUCUUCCGAAAGAUGAACCAUUUCUCACUAAUUCUCCACCAGAUUUUUAUAAGAAAUCAAGUUUGGGUUAGUUUGGGUUCUAUGUUUUAUGUCGUCUGGAAGAAGAGUCCAACAAGCCCUAAAUUUUCCUCGUUUAUUUAUAGUUUAAGAUUUUACACUAUUUACACCAUUUGAAUGGAAAGCCCAUCAAGUCCUGAUAUUGCGUCGUCUAUUAGAAUUUAACAUGUUACACGCUUUACACCAUUUGAAUGGAAAGCCCACCAAGUCUUGUUUAUGUUAUGUUUAGACUAUUUAGAAUUUAAGAUUUUACACGUUUUACACCAUUUGUAUGGAAAGCCCUCCAAGUCCUGAUAUUGCCUCGUCUAUCAGAAUUUGAGAUUUUUCAUGUCCCAUGCCGUUUGUAUUGAAAGUCCUCCAAGUCCUGAAACUGCUGUUGUUUAUUUUGAAAUUAAUAUUUCUACGUUUUUUUGCUGUUAUUUACUUAGAAUUUAAGAUUUUAUUAUUAAAUUGUAUUGUUAAUAUGAUGUAUCAAAUAAAAUGGUUAUUGACGAGUUUUCUUUUUUAUUUAUACAGCUAUGUUUGAUUAUGUGCUUUCAGAAAGUGUCGGUUAUUGCCAAUAAUCAAGCAAAGCUAAGGAAUUAGUAGUGGAUAUAUUGAUACAUGUCGAGUCGGCGCGACCGUUUUUAUAGGUUUUUUUUUCUAGCCGUUUUGAGAGUCGGCGAUAAGCACUUG